AUGGGCCUCACGUUCCCGGACCGCAAGGUCGACGAGAAGCUGCGCAUCGGCGUCAUCUACACCCGCUGGAACGCGGAGUUUGUCGGCCCUAUGUUCAAAGACGUCAAGGAUACGCUUUCCGACAACGGGCUCAAGGAGGACGACAUCGUGCUCAUGCAGGUGCCCGGUGCGUACGAGCUGCCUAUUGCCGCGCGCCUGAUGUGCGCGUCGCAGAAGGUCGACGCCGUCGUGUGCUUGGGCGUGCUCAUCAAGGGCGAGACGGACCACUACGAGUACAUCGCCAGCGCUGUGACCAACGGGCUCAUGGACUUGCAGCUCACGCUGUCCACGCCGAUCGUGUUUGGAGUCCUCACGUGCAGGGAUGAAGAGCAGGCGAAGGCGAGGAGCUUGGGGGAUAAGAGCCACGCGGGCGAUUGGGCCCUCACCGCAAUUGAGAUGGCGCAACUUAGGAAGUCGCAGAUGGGCGGGGUGAGCGCUGGGAAAAAAUCGGUAGGCUUCUUUUAGAGAUUACCUAACUGUUCGCAUGUGUUUUGUAAAGACGAGAGAACGCCCGGUGUACUCGCGCCCAACGUGAAUCAA
Messenger RNA from Chondrus crispus (carragheen), 579 nucleotides. RefSeq lists its product as hypothetical. NCBI's taxonomy places the organism in Eukaryota, Rhodophyta, Florideophyceae, Gigartinales, Gigartinaceae. The transcript has 2 exons. Gene Ontology annotation, biological process: riboflavin biosynthetic process. The record is from RefSeq and is a predicted model, not a curated record. Gene Ontology annotation, cellular component: intracellular anatomical structure; riboflavin synthase complex. Gene Ontology annotation, molecular function: 6,7-dimethyl-8-ribityllumazine synthase activity. The coding region runs from base 1 to 504 and encodes 167 amino acids.